UCAAAGGUAGCAUCGAAAUAUAUAUUGUAUAUAUAUAUAUUUGUGAUAUUGUAAUCAGUUGAAAACACAAGAGCAUUUUUGAAACUUUCAGAGAGUCAACUCUUUCUGAUAUUUAGAUUAUUGAUUUUUCAAAAAAAAAAGCGUCAAUCUUCAGGCAACAAGACUGAAUAUAAGUCGGAGGCUAUUUCCAUACAUAACCACUCAUCUUACAACAGCUUGCUGUAUGUCGGUUAAACCUAAUACAACGUCAAUAUUUGGGGUCAAUAAGUCCUUGGUGAAUACCUCUUCACUAUGGCUUUCCACCACAAAUCCAGAGAACCGAUUGCCAUCUCUUAGCAAAUCGCGGAUGAUCAAGGAUGUGUGGGCUGAUAACCUCGAAGAAGAGUUUGCCGUUAUUCGUUCACUAAUUAAGGACUACCCUUUUGUUUCCAUGGAUACAGAGUUUCCAGGUGUAGUAGCGAAGCCUGUGGGUAGCUUCAAAACAACACACGAGUUUUACUACCAAACUCUGCGAUGCAAUGUGAACUUACUUAAAAUAAUCCAGCUAGGCAUUACACUUCUCAAUAGUAAGGGUGAAGUCCCUGAACAUUGCUCUACCUGGCAGUUUAAUUUUCGCUUCAGUCUCAAUGAAGACGUAUAUGCACAGGAUAGUAUAGAGCUCCUGCGGCAAGGUGGAAUCAACUUCGAUUAUUUCACCGCGUACGGCAUCGAGGUCACGCAUUUCGCUGAGCUUCUGAUAUCUAGUGGUCUUAUCCUCAACCCGGAUAUUCGCUGGAUUGCCUUUCAUGCAGUCUACGAUUUUGGAUACUUGACGAAAAUUGUAUGCAACAAGGAUCUUCCCGAGAAAGAGGAAGACUUUCUUCAAAUCUUCCACGCCCUAUUCCCAAGCGUAUUCGACAUCAAGUAUCUUCUUCGUUCUAUGGAAUUAUCUCACUCGAUCGGACUUGAUUCACUCGCGGAGACGCUGAAAUUGCGCCGUUUCGGCACCACACAUCAGGCCGGGAGCGACUGUCUGUUGACAGGGCACUGCUAUUUCAAGAUCCUGCGGGAUAACCUAGGGGGCGUCACCCCCAACGCCAGUAACGGCAUCCUCUAUGGCCUGAGCGAAGAUGUUAUGUCGUCAGCCACACCAAGCAGCGCCCAGGCCGUUGCGCAGGUGAAUCAUACUGAAAGUAGUCAACAGGGGUAUGGCAGUCCCAUGAUGGGGUAUGGGGGAACAAAUGCAGCCUUUCCAUCCUCACCUUUGCCGGCAAAUAACUUCAAGUAGACAUGAGUUUUGUGGUGGUCCAGUUUCCCUCGAAAUUAUGACAUGAACAACCUCCCAAAGCAAAUGCUGCCGAAUUAGAGCUGGUAAAGUGUUACCCCUUGGGCAUUAUAUGUAAAUUUUGUUUACACAUAUACCUAAUUGGGGCCAAAGACAUAUAGCUAUGAAUAUAAAAUAGAUACGCUCUGCCCUUUGAGGAUUCCCAGUUUUCUGGAAUCGAUAAACAUGGUGCAUUGCAUAUUUUCUACAAUACAUUAAAAGUGAAAAAAUACCGUUUCCUAUCUUCAUGAAGAUAUAAGCCACUUUAUUGACCCUAAAGCUAAA
This is a messenger RNA of Phytomonas sp. EM1, 1588 nucleotides long. The record is from the annotation of a GenBank genome assembly. NCBI's taxonomy places the organism in Eukaryota, Euglenozoa, Kinetoplastea, Trypanosomatida, Trypanosomatidae.